AUGGAGCGGUACCUUCUCUUCAUGAGGUGGCGGGCCCGGCGAGGCGAGGCGGGACCCGGCGGCCUCUCAGGUUUAACAGCUGAAAAUAUUUAUGAGUUGCUAGAAGCAAACUGUAAUGCAAAACAUGAAAAUUUCCCAGCAUGCUCAGUUGUUGGGGUUCCGAGUAAGAAGGAAUGGUAUUUCGCAAUUCAGUCAAUAUGUGGAUUUUCACAGUUCUGCAGUUCUGACUGGGAAGACAUUAAUUUUGACCUAGAGACAGACCAAAGCAAAAAUACUAUUCAAAGAAAUAUUGAAGAAUGCCUUGGUGAUAUACAAAGUACUGAGGAAGAAGAUAGUAAUAGCCAGGAAUCUGUAUCACUCAUUGAUCUCUAUGAAGAAUCUGCAGAGGGUAUACAUCUGUUAGCAGAUAAACUUCCUGCUCCUGGAAAGGCGAUGGUUGAUGUAAUAUUUCAGUCUUCAGAAAGAGAGGCCCCUAGACUAAAAGACUGCUUACCUGUUCUUGGUGCCUUGAAACAUAUGAGAGAAUGGCAUGCAGCAAAAAUCACUAUUGUAGCAAAUGAAAGUAAAACUUGGCAAAAAAUUGCGGAUUAUCUUUCUGCUGAUGUUGUGGCUCCUGAAAAUCUAAAAACUGUCAUUGAUUCAAGAGAAUUGUGGCGAGGAAAAAUUCAGAUAUGGGAACGAAAGUUUGGAUCUGAAAUUACUUUUCCAGACUUCUGUAUAAAAACUACUGCAUCAAGAAGAUCACUCAGCACCUUGUUUUUUAAUACUGUCUUUGCUGCCAGUGAAACUGAACAGACAAAGAAUGCUAAUAUUCAUUUGCCAGAGGUUUUCCAUUAUUAUGGUCACACAUUAAAAUUUGUGCAACUUGUGCUACUCUCUCAGCUGCCUUCAUCUUUAAUGUCAGAUCAUCAAUUUGAGCUGAAUUUGGCAAGGAACAAGGUUCAGGAGAAAUCAAGGCUAUUUUGGGAUCAGCUUUCCUCUUUGAAUGGGAAGAUAGGAGCUUUAUUUCUAUUACCGUGCAGUGUAAGUGGCAUGUUGGUUCCCUUACCUAGCCAGCUGAGUACAAGAAAAUGGAAAGAAUAUAUAGCUCGGAAACCCAAAGUCAUCCGUGUUCCAGAAGUUGAACUGAAAGGAGAAACCUGCAACUAUUAUUUCUUAGUACAAGGUAAUGGCUGUGGAGGAUGUAAAGCAACAAUGAUCUAUUCUGCCAGUCAGAUCAAUGGCUCAGUCACUCUUGCAGAAACAAUUGGAAAAUGGAGCAUAAAGACAGAAGAAACAGAAGCUGGUUUAUUUGAAGAGUUUGUUAGAUCCCUCCCACAUUUCCAUGGAGAACAGAUUUUGCAAAGAGAGAAGAAGCUGGCCUAUGUCCAAACAUUGGCUUUGAAUCACUGUCUGAAAAGACAGGAAUCUGCAAGGCAAAAACCGUUACCUAAUGAAGUGAAAACUCUGCUGACACAUACACGAGAGUGCUUCUUAGCAUUGUGGAAUGCUAACCACCCAAACAGUGUUUCCCCGAGAACUCCUCUCAAAACCAAAGACCAGGGGACAGAUUGUAGUUCGGAAUUAAAAGGUUCAAAUCCUUUGAAGUGGGUAGAAAGACAUGUCCUUCAGAAUUUAGAAAAUUUUGAAAAAAUAAAGCAAAAGACAAGAGUUUCUGAACAACUUCUGGCCCAUAAAGAUGCCCAGAAGGGGUCAGCGGCAUUGCUUGAUGCUAAAGAGCUAUUGAAGCAUUUCACCCCGGAAGGGCUACCCAUUGGUGAUCUGCAGCCUUUACAUAUUCAAAAAAGUGACAAUGCUUUUCUUUUGACACCAGAGCUUACACCUCGAAAACUGAGAAGUUUGCCGUUUGAAAAAGCUACUGGCUGCCAUUACCAUGGUCUUGAAUACUGUCUAGACAACAGAAGAGCUUUAGAGAGAGAUGUGGGAUUUGCUGAGCUUCAGGCCCGUCUUAUCCGUUAUGAAACUCAGACCACCUGCACAAAGGAGUGCUGCCCAAUGCCGUGUGUCUUGAGCCCUCUUCCUUCUCCUGCUGUUUUGUCAGAGCCUGGAAGUGUUCCUGAUGGGGAAUCAUUACAGAGGGAUCUCCCAACGGAGGCAUCCAGGCUCAAACGCAGAUCAAAAGAUAUGGAUGGCUUUUAUCCCAACAAGAGGUUGCCGAAACCUGAAAGUACAGAUUCUCUCUUGUCCCAGGUAAGCGGAAGCAGCGGCAGUCACCGCUUGAGAGUUGUCACAAGACAAUGCCUGGAGACUUCAGGGUCUCUGCCCUCUGUAGCUGCCAAACCGUCUCAUAACUGGAUGCACAAAGUCAACCCCAAGAACAGCUCAGCAAGCCAGAGAUGUGGUAAAGAGGCAGAAAUACAAAAACCCGCAAAGGAAUCAAGAUAUCAGAAGCAUACACGGAUGCUGAAGGAGGUGGUGACAAAAACCCUUGAAAAGCAUGGCAUUGCUGAAGACCAUAAGUGCUUUGCAACAUGCAGCCAGCGUCUGUUUGAGAUAUCCAAGUGUUAUUUAAAGGACCUGAAGACAUCUAGAGGGCUGUUUGAUGAAAUGAAGAAAGCUGCUAACAGUAAUGUUAAACAGGUCAUCGAAUGGGUUUUAGAAAAGGCCAAGGAGAAAUGAUAUAUGCUAGAGCCCUUGCCGUUCUGUGGAGAGCCUUUUUUGAGUCAGUGCAGCAUUUGAAAUGGACAGUUUGGAGUGCUUUGUUAAGAUAACUCAAGUGCCUAAAAUGAACAAUAAUGGCAAGAGGGUACACUCAAAGCUCGGUGUCAUUAAAAGUAAUCUUGAAUCUUGAGCAAGCCUAUUUUUGUAUGUAUAGUUAUUUAUUGUAACACUGUGUACAGCGUGAUAUGACAAACUGAGCAUUUGUGUGCAUAUACCUUGUACAGGUCUAUCUUUAGAGAAUAAUAAAAGAAUUUUUGAAGGAUUGAUGGCUUAACAUUUCCAUUUGCAGUGUUUUAAAGAUGUUCAAGUCUGUAAAAACUUCUUGGUGGUUAGCCAAGUUGCCAUAAAAGUUUUAUGAGAUGACAGAAUCCUCUUGCGCUUUGUAGCGAAUUACUGUUAAGAAUUGUCACUUCUGUUGAACAACUUUAAACCUGGAAGAAGCCAAAAGGCCAUCACGAAGAAGCAGCCCUCCUUUAAAAGCUGGAACCAAGCCCACACCAACAGAUUAGCCAAUGUGCAGAGUGCCAGAUGCACAGAGCAAAGAUGUGCACACCAAGUUGUAAAGCAGCAGGGAAAGUGUGAUCUUGAUCAGGACCACUGGUGAGUAGACAGAUUAACACUUCUCUAUUUAGUGAGCACUCCUAAUUAGCUUCAUGGGGAGGGGAGUGUUUAAGCUUCCUUCUGAUCAUAGCAAUGACUGUGUGGGGGAGGAGAGCGUACAGGGCCUCACAUCCCCUCCCAGUGAGCCAUCAGUGGUUUGUCAAGCUGUCGUGGGGGGAGGUAGGCUGUAGCCCCACUUUUCUGUAAAGGGACUAGGGACAGAAAGCCCCACCUUUCUGUACUAGGGACAAGGAGCAAAGGUGACAAGAGGGAGAUGCUUUCAGCAGCAGGGCUAGGCAGCCCAUACCAGGCCACUGGAAAGCCUUUUAACAGGCCAUCUGUUGGUUUAUCACUGCUCCUCGACCCAGACGUCCUCUGUCCAAUCUGCCUCCAAAGUGAGAUGAUACUGUUCUUGCACAUGAUAGCAGAGGUGUUGCUGUCCUGGCUAUCGUGGAAUGGAGCUGUGUGAUUGUUAUUUCAGUAAACAAACCACCCAUUUUUUAGUCAAGGGAACUUACCUUUAGGAUUGUCGCCAUCCCAUGAAACAUGAAAAUGGAUUAAGCCAAUGCAGAUAGUCGCUGAAUGGAUGUGUAUUAGUUUCCCCCAUAAAACUCUUGUAGAAAUUAUUACCUCACAAAGGCACCAAUAAAUGAAAUUUUUAUUAAAUAUAGUCUUUUCCUUCUAAAAUAUAAAUAUUUUAAACUAAAUUCCUAUAAAUUUGGAGUAGUUCCAUAUAUAAGUCAUUCUAUCAACCUCAACCAAAUAUGAGUCUGUCCAAAAUCUGUAUUUAAUUUGUCUAUAAAUAUAUAAUAAUUUUCUCUUUGAAAUCUAGU
Molecule: messenger RNA, 4094 nt
Organism: Varanus komodoensis (Komodo dragon)
Lineage: Eukaryota; Metazoa; Chordata; Lepidosauria; Squamata; Varanidae
Gene: MTBP
Product: MDM2 binding protein
Exons: 22
Coding region: 1-2619 (872 amino acids)
Biological process (GO): traversing start control point of mitotic cell cycle; regulation of protein ubiquitination; protein localization to kinetochore
Cellular component (GO): kinetochore
Source: RefSeq, a predicted model, not a curated record